Linum trigynum is the source of this 1206-nucleotide messenger RNA. NCBI's taxonomy places the organism in Eukaryota, Viridiplantae, Streptophyta, Magnoliopsida, Malpighiales, Linaceae. The record is from the annotation of a GenBank genome assembly.
CGGCCAUCUUCCACGGAUAGUCUUCCUCGCGCCCAGGCUUGGUUCCAGAGCCAUGUCCCACUACCAUUUUGCGCCCCUACGCCCUUGAUCCGCUCACGGAGUUCCCUAUGGAGGAUAGCCCGACUCGGGACCUAAUCGAUCGCGCCCGGACCCGCCCCCGGCUCCACUCCAGCAGCUGCCCCGUGGGAAUCGUCCCAGUUCGGGUCGGUUCGGCCCAGUUCGACCCGGUUCAGGUCGCCCAAUCUCGGUCCAACCGUCCUCGGUUCGCUGGUGCUGGUCCGGCCGGCUAUUGGCCCGACUGGUCGCCCAGUCUGAUCCACCCUAGGGUCAGCCACCCAGUUCUGGCCAGGCCCGUCGGCCCCAGGGUCUGCCCACCAUCCUUCUUGGUCCGCGAAGCUCAGCUCUUCAUCUUUCGGUCCCAACCCAUCGAACUCGACAACCUUCUUCUUCCCGCGGGCUUCAGCGAUCUCCUGGGCCGUCGGAACAGGCAGCAGACCCAACCCACUAAACACCGGCGCGACCCACUCCUCUCCGCCGUCGCCCGCUUCCCCGACCGACCUCGGCCCCGUGGCCUGGACUUCCCUACUCACCGCGGGCCCUGGCGGAUUAGCGAUCGCCGACCCGGCCACGCCGCCCAUUGCGCUCCCCUUCUGCGCCGCGACCUCCUUGCCGGCAGCAGCCCCCGACGGCUUGUACCCCGCCGCUGCAAAGGGCCCGCUCGCGCCGCCUUUCGCGCCUCCCCCCUACGUCGCGACCUCUCGGCCGGCAGCAGCCCCCGGCGGCUUGGACACAAUCGUCGCAGAGGCCCUGCUCGCCGCGCUUCCUUCAGCCGUGCCUGCCCCCUUCUCCGAGAUCGGCUGAUCCUCCGGCGCCAGCUCUUUGUUCUUCAGGACGCCGAUCAGCACCUCCCUCACGGUCUCUGCGUGGGCUCGGCACAGAUUCUACGUCACUGACUUGCCCAUCCCCUCAAUCGAUAUGGCGAUUUGGCCUCCCAACGCCUCCAUGGCCCCGAUCGAGUCCCGCAAGGCGGCAGCUGCCCUUUCCGUGGACUCUGUUAGGCUUUCCAGCGUCGUGACGAUCACGUCAUACUUGUUCGUUGUUAUGUCCUUCACGGUCUCGAUCUCCUUGCCCUGAUUCUGCUAUUGCGGCUUGUCUGUGUUCGACAUCUUCAAUUUCUGAGGUUUUCAAUAAAUCAGCACACCAGCC